AUCGAAAGAUAUCAAGAAAAAUAAAUUUCUUUUCCAAGAUUUUUGAUUUAAAAUAAUAUCGAAAGAGCGUUUCCAUUUCGCUGCGUCUCUCCAAUCGCGAUCAGAUCGAUCUCUGAGGUGACCCAUUUCAUUCGGUGAUCACUGAUCCCCUCCCUCUCUCUCUCCUCCACCUGUGAUUCAGCCCCUCACUCUCUCGCUCCUAAUCUUGCUUUCUUAUAAAGACACAUCUCCUAUCUUCAGUAAUCCUCUUCCGACGUUGUUGUUCGCUUUGGACCUGCCGCGUACCCACCCCACCCCACCCCACACACACCCCACCCCACUUUCAGUUAGUUUCUUCUUCUUCUAUGCGUAAUCUGACAUUUGGGUUCCUUGAAGUGAGUGUGCUGUUGCUCUUCUAUAUCUUCGAAUUUUUGUUUUUAAGAUCGUUUAAAUCAGCUUUAUGUUUUGUACGAACUUGCAAAAAUGGUGUGAUUUGGGGGGAUUGCAGAAUGUGUUGGUUGUUGAUAGUGGAUGAAAUUAGGGUUUUUAUGAAAGAGAAAGUUGGGGAAUGAAAGGUAGAAAGGAUGAAGGGAAUAAGCCAAUGGAUCCUAUGUUUCCGAGACUGCACAUUAGUGAUGCAGACAAAGGAGGCCCGAGAGCACCGCCUAGGAACAAAAUGGCUCUUUGUGAGCAGUACAAUGUGGUCUCUCAAAGCUCCAAAUCAUUCGGGUCCAGCGGAUCGCCGCCAUUGCUGCCAUUUCUUCCUAGCAGUGGCGGCUCUACUUUCCUUUCACGAUCCUCCAGUAAUGAAGGUGGCGACAAAGGACAAGCGCUUCCUACAUCAGGAAGCAUGCCUACAUUUUGUCAUUUGCCGGAGAGAUAUUAUUCGCAGUGCCAGGAAGGAGCAAUCCCAAGCACUAUACUCUCAAAGUCCGAGCCAUGGUUGUCGCUGACUGAAAGCUACAAUUUGCGCGCUCCGGAUGAAUCAACAUCUAAAGAUAAAUGCAAUGAUCCUCCCAGAUGUAGCGAAAGUCCCGCGCCAAUUCCUGGAGACAAGAACAGUUUUAAAAGUCCGUUUUUUUUUUCAUCGGGGAGAAAUCUCAAUUAUGGGAAGCUUCAUCUGAAUCCGGGGAGUACUUCCUGUAGUUCGGUUUCUUCAGGCGAAAACCAUAACGUAUUCUUGAAGCUGCCGAGGAUUGCAAGUCGCGAUUGUGCAGCUGAGGAAAGCGGGCGACUUUCGCAGGAUAGUGAGAGUUGUUCUGAAAGGCCCUGUCGUAUUUCUUUAUUCGGGGCGAAAAAUUUCUCAGAUACUUCUCUUGCGCAAAAUAAAUCCGCUGAGCUCGGAAUUAGAAAACUCCGAUCUGAUCAGCUCUUGAAAACGAGUCUAGGAGACGAGCAGACAAUGUUACAGAAUCCUUGUAAGCCGAUGUUGCAUGACUUGCGAGUUCUGCAAAAAGACAGGGCGUUGGGCGACGCUAAAUCUGGAAUUCAUGAAACAUCGUCUAGAAAAAGAUCGGCUUUGGCAAUGAAUGAUUCGUCGUGUAAAACUAAGAUCGACUCGAGCAAGGACUUCUUCAAAGGCGCAAUGCCAAUGGAAAGUUCUGAAAAAAAGCAGGAUUUUUCCGAUUCCACAGAAGCCUCUGGAAGUGAUCUGGACAUAUCGCCGGAUGAAGUUGCCGCCAUUCUCGGUCAGCGACUGUUCUGGAGAGCGAGAAAAACGAUUGUGCAUCAACAGAGAGUGUUUUCUUUGCAGAUAUUUGAGUUACAUCGACUCGUUCAGGUAAGUUCUCGUAGUUAUUCCGCUUUCCCAUCCUAUAUUAAAGAAUGCAUCGAAUUCUUCGUGGCUCAACGUUGUCGACAGGUCCAAAGACGUAUAGCAAGAUCCCCCGAAAUGUCACACGAAAGCAAUUUCGAUCCUAAAAAACAGUCGAUGCAAUUUUCCCGGAUCGAUAAGUUGCCCUUCAUGACACCUCUGGAUCCAUUGCCUUCUAAAUCUAAGGUCGAUGUCACGGAGUCUGAUACCGACAAGGAUUGCAAAGCCGAGGAUCCAACCGGCGACGCCGAAAAAGGGCACUUUGGUCAGGAAAUUUCCUUGAAGUCGUUAAUCCCGAUGCUGCCUUCUAUGCCGACUGAUGCUAAAUUAUCGCCGUUACCGGUACCAGCGUCUGUUCCUACCGAUGCUAAGCUGGCGCCGUGGUGCUUUCCACCUUCGUCCGGAAAUCCAUGGCUCGUUCCCGUAAGGCCUCCGUACAGCGGGACUUGCUUUCCGAAUGCGGGCUUGAUGGCGCCGGUUCAUGGGAAUUGCGCGCCGAUGAAUUUAAGCGCAGUCGGAGGAGUGGCUUAUGGUGUUCCGCCAAAUCAGAAUUACCUUCAUCCUUACAGCAUGCCGGCAAUGGAUCCAAACAGUCUAAAUCUUGAUCGCGAGGCGAUUAACAACACUAAUUCCGGAUUCCAACUUGCUGGAUCGGACAAGAAUUUAUCGAGCAACGUUGGUGAAACGCCUUGCAAAGUUUCGAGCGAUCUGGGAAGUAAGAAUGAGGGAGAAACACUGCCCCUUUUCCCUACCAUGCCGUCCUGUGAGAUGCUAAACGACGAAAGCGAGGCGCAGGCGACGAACAAUGAGAGUAAGGUGCAAGUGAUCAAAGUGGUGCCUCACAGUAGCAGUCAGUUGGCGGCAGAAUCAGCCGCGCGAAUUUUCCAGUCUCUAAUCGAAGAAAGGAAGAGAGCAUGAGUAACUUUCUUCGUCGCGCUUGCUUUCCGCGCCUCGACUGGCUGUGUUAUGGGUAAAUUUUCAUUCCUUUUGCCUUGUGAUCGAUGAAUUUGGUUAUUCACUGUACAUAAAUUGCUGCAAGUGAUGGAUACGAAGGUAGUCGCCUCCAAUGUAUUAUCUGUCGCCAUUACCUUACAGAGUUUUGGUGAUAAUUCUUGCGGACGACAGUGUUUCUUGAUGCAGGUAAGAGUCGCCAAAUAUUGCGACGAGCAUUUGGAAUUUUCUUUGUAUCGGCUAUAGCAUUUUUUUUUAUUUAUUUUUUAUUUUUUUAUUUUUUCCUUUUUCCGCCUUUUAGAUUGCAUUGCAAAUAUGAGAUUACAUUGAUCCAGUUUGCAGAGAUGAGUCUUUUUUUGUGUGUUUUUGAUCAAAUCUUGCAAUGGUGAUUCUAAUUUUGUUUCUUGA
Molecule: messenger RNA, 3151 nt
Organism: Andrographis paniculata
Lineage: Eukaryota; Viridiplantae; Streptophyta; Magnoliopsida; Lamiales; Acanthaceae
Product: ELF3-like protein 2
Exons: 3
Coding region: 548-2710 (720 amino acids)
Biological process (GO): regulation of photoperiodism, flowering
Source: RefSeq, a predicted model, not a curated record